This is a messenger RNA of Guyanagaster necrorhizus, 2200 nucleotides long. RefSeq lists its product as uncharacterized. The transcript has 6 exons. The record is from RefSeq and is a predicted model, not a curated record. Bases 1 to 2055 code for a protein of 684 amino acids. Lineage: Eukaryota; Fungi; Basidiomycota; Agaricomycetes; Agaricales; Physalacriaceae.
AUGAACAACUCUACCUUAGAAAGUCUGCCGCAGACGUUACUCUCCACAAUCCAGAAUAUUCAAAACCGAGACUCCGUUUCUCAAGCGACACAUCAAUUUGCAUCUUCUGCCGGGUCUUCUGGCAAUGUCCUGCAAGACAUAAUUCAAGCCACGAAUCAGUUAUCCAACUCGCUGAAUCUUUACAGCUUGGCAAACUUCACAGAACCGAAACUCAUCUCACGACUGAAGGAACAUGCAAAUACGUCCCAUUCUCUCAACAUGUCAGACCUCAAUGUCAUCCAAAUUGUUGAUGCACUGAAAAAGAGAACGGGCGUCAAGUACGGCGAAGAUAUACCCUUGGACCGCGCAGCCUUAGCGGAUUGGUGCAUCUCGCGGUUUGAGGCAUGGGGGACCUCCGUGGGCAUGGAGUCGUUCAAGGACGAAACCGGUGAAGGCACUGUCAGCUUAGUGUUGGGUGGGAAGGUCUUGGUGGUGGACGUCGAAUUCUCCGUGAAUCGGUCAAGGCCUCUCUCUUCUAUCGAGGUAUUGAACGUUAAAACGUCCUAUGCCAACUUCGAUACUGCCGGCUCAGCAUCCUUGGACGCAUUUCUGGCGACGAGCAUGUCAGCCUUUUGCGAUGCCGUACAAAAGCCUGAGGCUGACGUGAACCUUCUGGAGGCGGCGAGGCUGGGGACGGUCGUUAACCACCACCUCCGCUACCUGGUUAUGCUGGAUAGGCUCGCAAACAGAAAAGAUGACGGAGGUAUCAGGUGGUUCGUUGAUGUAGAUCAACUCUGUCAUGUCUUGGAGGAUUUUGCAAAGGCAGAGGCACUUGCAGUUUCUUCGUCGUUGCAACAUACUGCACCCCUUGACAUUUUUUUGCUUCGUGCGCAUGCGCUACCACUUCCUUAUCUGAUGUCUCCCUGCAUAUCUUUCUUGAUCCAUCUUUCUCCUGCCUCGUAUUUGCGACUUUUUCGGCAAUCUUGCCAAUCUUGGGACGACACCGUCACGGAUCCCGCACCACAUCUACCGCAGCUUGACAUUCCCUUAUCCCGAAUACGGAAAUUUUUGGCAUCUCGACCCAAGGCUGGUGUCGCCAUCGCCACACUCACGCUCUCCCCUGAAUCGGACUUCCAUUCAUCUGCCUCCGUGUCCAUGCCAGCAUUGAAUGCACGACCCGUCUUUCCCCUGGUACCCGGUGGUAUAGAACUGGAACAUACAUUCCCGCAGACAUUCGAUUCGCCGUUGGACUUGGAUGGCGAACCGUCUACGAAACCUUCCUGGAUUCUUGAUUUCACCCAAAGCGGCUCGUGCCCCGGAGUCGUAAUGAGUCAGUCAAGGAUGCGGGAGAUAGAGCUUGUUGUCAACCCUCUGAGCAGUAUAGACCAGCUCAAUAAUAUAAUGUCAUUCGGUACUGGCAGCUGGGUGGAUAUUCUGUUCAACCCUUCCGGUGCAGAUCCAUCGAGCCCAGUGUCACCAGAGCGCUAUACUGCCAUCUACCGAUCCCCAUCUUCAGCUCACCCGCCACUACAAUUGCGGCUUACUGCGCCAGAAGAGCCUGGUUUUGUGCUCGAGAGGGUACCUGUUCAUAGCAUGAAGGAAGCCUGGGGUGUGCUAGAGAUUGUUCGAGAACAAUGCUGGUUGAAUGAAAUUUUGUUAGGCUGCAAAUGGACGGCAGAAGGCCUUCCUUCCGAAACUGAUGUAUUAUCGGACGACACAGAACCUACCGAAGAAGAUCUGCUGGCCGUCCUCAGCGGCACAAAUGUGCCGCGCAAAAUUCCUGUCAAUGUUUUUCUUCUACAGAGCCGGUUUAACGGGGAGAAUAUGAAUGGUAUGCCUGUCGUUAAUGACCAGCGUCCGAGAAUCUUCAUGGUGGCUCCUGAACGCCCACCUAUCUCUGGUUCGGUGGGAAUCAAUGUCACUUACGACGAGUCGAAACCUAGAGGAAUCAGUGUUGAAGUUAAUGGUGCCAUGGGAGUAGAUAUAAAACUGGAUCUAUUGGAAGAAGUAUGUCGGCGUGGUGGGACUUUUAGUCUGCCAGGGCGCAUUUGGGCGAGUGCAUCUGGGUCAUCUUGAAUAGCCUUUGGGAAGAUAAAUGAAAUGUCGUACUCUGACCAAUUUAGUCCGCUGCUGAAAUGCAGCACCUCGUCAUAACCGCAGUGAUAUUAUGCAAUACACGAUAAAGAAAUGACCGCAGAAUUGCUUAGAAGUACAGUAAUGU